ACUUUUUUUCAAGUCGGUACACAGUUUUAACCUUUUGGCAUGUACUAAAUUAUAAAUCCAUGAUUUUACUUACUGCAAUUCCAUUGCUCAAUUAAAGAACUUCAAAAAUAAUAUUUUACAGCAUUCAAUGUAUUUGCACCACAAUCAAGAAAAGCAAAAUAAUUCAAUCCAAUAUUACAACUGCAGUCACUGUAAUAUUAGGACUCGUAAUGAUAUAUGCGUAACAAUAAAAUGUCAAUCAACAUCAUCAUAUGACAAUGAGUGCAGCUCUGAUUUACGUGCUUGUAAGGAUAUAGACGAAACUGUAAUUAGUAAUGGAAAUUGGAUUUUUAGUGAUUUGCAUAGCCUGCAUCGUUGUGUUCCAGCACUUCGGCGAACAGGGGUAAAUAUAUCUAGAAUUCGUAUGCAUUUUUAUCCAGAAGGCGGCUGGGGAUGGCUUGUCUGCACAGCCGGUUUUUUGGCUGUAUUGUUAACUAACGGAAUGCAGCUUGCUUUUGGUCAAUUAUAUAUAUAUAUUAUCAAACAUCUUGGGCAAUCAUAUUUAAUGAACAUUGUGUGGAUCGGUUCAUUGAGUGCUGCAAUAUCGCGCGUCACAGCACCUAUUGUUCUCGGUACAUGUCGUCGUAGCAGCAUUAGAUUUACAGCUUUCAUGGGUGGUCUUGUUCUAGCUUUAGCAUCACUUUUCAUGUCCUUCUCAGUUAAACCGCAUCAAGUACUUCUCAGCUAUGGACUAGUGCUUGGUGUUGGAGCUGGGUUGGUACGUGAAACUGCUGGGCUUAUAUUAGGACAUUAUUUUAAGAAACGUCGAGAAUUUGUGGAAAUGAUUGUCCAAACUGGUACCGGUAUUGGUAUAGCAGUUUUCAGCGUUUGUUACAAAGAAGCUGUUGGAAAACUUGGUUGGAGGCUUGGUCUUCAAACUAUUACUGGCAUAUUGUUCUUGGCCAUUUUUUUGGGAUUAGUUUAUCGUAAUGCCUCACUUUAUCACCCUCAACGUCAUGCAAUUUUACAUCUAAAGAACCAACAGAACAAACUUAAACCGAAAUCUAAAUCUGCACAGAAGGCUUUUCAACAACCUUUCAUAGAUUUCAGCCCUGUUAACUGUCGACCAGUACGAAUGUUAAUGUUCGCUGCUGGCACCGCCUCUUUCGGUCUCUACACACCAGCUUUCUACAUUGUGAGUUAA
Messenger RNA from Ceratosolen solmsi marchali, 1183 nucleotides. Its product is annotated as monocarboxylate transporter 10. The transcript has 7 exons. Gene Ontology annotation, biological process: transmembrane transport. The coding region runs from base 128 to 1183 and encodes 351 amino acids. Lineage: Eukaryota; Metazoa; Arthropoda; Insecta; Hymenoptera; Agaonidae. Gene Ontology annotation, molecular function: transmembrane transporter activity. The record is from RefSeq and is a predicted model, not a curated record.